This is a messenger RNA of Geodia barretti, 3336 nucleotides long. Lineage: Eukaryota; Metazoa; Porifera; Demospongiae; Tetractinellida; Geodiidae. The record is from the annotation of a GenBank genome assembly.
ACAUAAAAAGAUCGGAACGUGGGAUAACAAAAAGAAAAAACGAAGCUGCAAGACGAUUUUCUCCUGCACGUGGUUCUCUUACAAACACAGCUAUCGCACGGAAAACCCCAGCUAGCUGGCGAGUAGGUCAGGCAGCCGAAGAAGAAGAAAGUCCAAAGAAUGGCCAUGGUUGACGCGAUGCCAGUCCCGGAUUCCCGCCAGAAGGUGGACGAGCUAUUCCUCUUCUGGCUCUCGGAGCCCUCCACGCAGGAGAUGCUCCGCAACGAGCUCACCAAGGUCUGCAGGUACGGGAACGACGGUGUGAGCGGCGGAGGAGAAUCGCCCAGCAUUCUCGAUAGCCUUGUGGGGCCGUCGGCUGUCACUACGAGCGUUCCCCGGUCUUCCAGCCCAAACAACAGCAACUACCGCACCCCUUCGCCGCCGUUGCACCUCUCCAACUCGCCCAAGAGCCCGCGCGCCAAGAGACGCGCCAAGUCUCCUCGCAGGAGUCUCAAGUACGGAGCUUCCAGCAGCGCUGCAACGGAGAAAACCGGCCCCUCGACUGCAUUCGACGAUACCGACUAUUUCCCGACGCCCUCUACUUCAGAGCCGGAUGCAAGGAAAACGGAGAAGGCAGGUGCGCCGGGAAGAGCCGAUACCAGUGCAAUCCUGAAAGACACCGAGCAACAGAAAGCUAGACGAGCCAGGAGCGCAAAAAGCGCAAAACUUACACGCAGUGAAGUUAUUCCGCGUUUCUUCUUUCCCAAUGGAAGGGCGGGAGAGGCAAGAGAAGAGAGCAUAGAUGGGCAGCUAGAAGCAGCUGCAAAUGUGUUCCAAGAGCAGCCUAAUGGAGAAGUGACCAUGGCAGAUUUCCACCUGAUUGUCAAGGCCAUGGGACUGCCUCUCUAUUGGAAGGCCACACUCUUUAGCGCGUGUCAAGACGGUGACCCCACCCCCACUGACACAGCUGCAACUGUCUCUCUACCAGGGCUAAGGAAGACGUGGCAGAGGGUAACAAGACACUGUCAUGAUGAGCCAGCUAGAUUCGUCAAACUUAUGGCCACAGAGGGCAGAAGCUAUCUCACCGAAUCUGACUUCGAACUCCUUAUGCAGGACAUAGUAGACACUCACCCUGGACUUGCCUUCCUAGCAACAGCUCCCGAGUUCCACGCUCGCUACAUCGAAACAGUGAUCAGCAGAAUCUUUUACUCGGUGGACCGGAGUUGGAACAAUAGGAUAACCGUCUCUGACCUUCGAAGAAGCAACUUUCUGCAGAUCCUAAGAAGUCUGGAAGAGGAAUCAGAUAUCAAUGCCGUGACUGACUACUUCUCGUACGAGCAUUUCUACGUCAUCUAUUGCAAGUUCUGGGAGCUCGAUACCGACCACGACCUCGUCAUUGGUGAACAGGAUCUUUCAAGACAUGCUGAUCAUGCGCUAACUCCUCUGGUCAUACAAAGAAUCAUGUCUGGCAUUGUCACAAGGGACAAGACGGUGCCAGCUGGAAAACUCAGUUACAAAGACUUCAUAUGGUUCCUUCUUUCAGAAGAAGACAAAACAACUCAGCGAAGCAUCGAGUACUGGUUCCGGUGUCUAGACGUGGACGGAGACGGGGUUCUGUCGCUGUACGAGUUGCAGCUGUUCUACGAGGAGGUUCUCCAGCGACUACGAGAGCUGAGCAUCGAAUGUCUGUCAGUUGAGAACACCGUCUGCCAGGUCCUUGACAUGGUCAACCCGAGACUGAAGAAUUGCAUUUCCCUGGGUGACCUGAAGGCAUGCAAACUGACGCCUGCCUUCCUCAACACUUUCAUUAAUGUCGAGAAAUACCUCGAGUUCGAGCAGCGGGACCCGGUUACCAUGGCGAGAGACGAUGUGGAGACGCUGUGCUCCGAGUGGGACAGGUACGCCGCUGAUCAGUAUGAGAUACUGUUGGCUGAGGAGGCCGGGGAGAACGACACCAGUAAUGCUGAUGACGAAACAGGUGAUAGCGAUUUUGGUGAAGAAGAAAAAGAGAUGUUGGCAUUACUCUAAUUGAAGCCCAUCAUGUUAAACUUACACUUCUAGUACAACACAGCCAUCACUUAUAUCACUUUCUCAUCACAAAAAUGAACCUUAAUAAUAUAUCUUCCGUGGUUUAACCUGUUGUAUAUCAAAACCCAUACUUACAUAUGCCCCGUUGUUUACAAACAACUUUAGUACGUGCUCGCUCAUUUUUCAGUUGUAUAUAUACAUAAAAUCUUUUUUAAAAGACCGGUGAGGGGUGUGAUUGCAUGUAGUGUGUGCAAUGCCGGUAAUGCAUGUGUAUGCAUAUGAUAUUCACAUUAUAUAUUACAAGUGGCUUGAUCAUAGAUGACACUGGUGGGGCACUGGUCACCACUAUCUCUUGUCUGUCGUCCUUGGCUUAGGUUUGAGUGCUCCCCCGCCAGAUGCCGUCUUGAAGGAUGGUAGUCUCUCUGCCCAUUCUUCUAGCUGCUGAAUUAGUGGCUUCCGCUUGAAUUUGGUGGCUUCUCUGAUGACGUCCUGUACGAAGCCACGUCUGACCUCAACGGAUCCUUUGACCCCUUCGAGAUACUGGAAUAGGGUCUGUGGAGAGUAGUUUUUGCCCUGUUUCUUGACCUCCUUGAAGAUGAGGAUCCUCAGCCUGGCAUUCUCUUGUCCCUGCUGUUUCUGAAUCUCCUCCGUUAGCACCUUCGACGCCGACGACAUUUCCGGUUUUACCAGUCUGACGGCAGGGGGCAGCUUCAGCGAGCUGUUUGUGCCGCUCAGCGGGGGUUUGUUCGAGACCUGCGGAGCUUUUUGAUUGGACGGUUGGCCCGUUGACGUGUCGUUUGCAGUGGAGUUAACAAGAGGGUAUGAAGGACUCUUGGCACGUCUCUUCGGACCUGGCAGAGAAGGGGUGGGGGAAGGAGUUCUCUCUCGUUUUCGAUGGGGGAAACUGUUGUUCACUGAACUCUGCUGGUCCGUAGAGCUGUUGGUUAGAGAUUUCGUACUACUCGCUACCAUUGGUUUGACCUUUCGACCCUGCUCCGCUUUCCAUGGAUUCGGCAUUCGGGUGAUUAACCCCUUCUUUACCAGGUUCAACCUUUGGCGUUUUUGCGUCUUUGGUGGGAAGUUUUCUGCUUCCAUUUGGUUCUUCUUCAGGUAAACUCCAAUUCUUAUGAACACUGUGUUUGUUGUGAUUGGUGAGGGAGGGAGUGGGUGAGGGGAUGGGGGAGGAGGGGAGGGAGGGAGAGCGGGGAGAAGGGACCGGGGACGGAGAGCGAGGAUUUCGCCUCCUCCCGGACGAUCGCCGACUUCCCAGUGUCUCCACCAUGUGCUCGUCGGCCAGCGAAAUCUCCAAGUCUUGACCAGAUCCUUUCU